This is a messenger RNA of Macroventuria anomochaeta, 2566 nucleotides long. RefSeq names its product glycoside hydrolase family 95 protein. Lineage: Eukaryota; Fungi; Ascomycota; Dothideomycetes; Pleosporales; Didymellaceae. The record is from RefSeq and is a predicted model, not a curated record. Gene Ontology annotation, molecular function: alpha-L-fucosidase activity. Gene Ontology annotation, biological process: carbohydrate metabolic process. Bases 68 to 2398 code for a protein of 776 amino acids. The transcript has a single exon.
CCCCAGCACACCCGUGAGAUUAACCGGUGGUACAUCGCUUGUGGACCAAUCCCCUCUCAGACACCCCAUGCUACGCUACGACUCCCCCGCAUCUGACUGGGAUAGCGCCCUCCCGCUUGGUAACGGUCGCCUGGGUGCCAUGGUCUAUGGAGGUGUGCACAGAGAAACGCUGCGCUUGAACGAAGAAAGCGUUUGGUAUGGAGGGCCGAUGAACCGCACUCCUGUUGGAGCAAAAUACCACCUAAAGCACUUGAGGGAACUCAUCCGCGCUGGAAAACAUCGCGACGCCGAAGCCUUGGUUGGGAAACGCUUCCUCGCUACUCCCAAGAGCAUGAGACAUUACGAGCCACUAGGCACGUGCAUGGUCGACUUUGAGUAUCCCAAUGAGCAAUCAGGCUCUGGGUCUACCGAAGACGUUGUAAAGGACUACCGAAGGAGCCUCGAUCUUGCACGAGCUGAGACGGUAGUGCAAUAUACUGUCAACGGAACGCAAGUGCGUCGCGAGGUCAUCACAACGCACGCAGACAAUGUCAUCGCGUUCCGUGUUGUAGCUUCCAGGGAGGUCACCUUCAGAAUCAGCUUGACACGUAUGAGCGAUGUCGAGUGGGAGGUCAAUGAGUUCUUGGAUUCGAUCGAAGUGAUCGAUGAACGUAUUGUACUGCACGCAACGUCUGGUGGCAAAGGCAGCAACAGCCUGUGCCUUGUGGCAGGAGCGCAGAUCCAUGGUGAAGGAGCUAUUCAAAUCGUUGGUCGUGAGUUGGAAGUCACAACAAAAGAGGCAUUAGUGGUUCUUGCUGCCCAUACUCAGUAUCGUCAUAGCGAUGUUCAGCAGGCGGCGAUGUCAGAUCUGGAGAUCGCGCUGCGAACUGGUUCCGAGAAACUUUGGCAGCGACAUGUUUCCAACUGGCAAAGUCUGUUCAAUCGUAUGAGCAUUCAGCUCUUUCCAGACAACACACAGCUCGCAACGUCUGAGCGGCUGAAGAACACUCGUGACCCUGGCUUGGUCGCACUGUACCAUACAUACGCGCGAUAUCUUCUCUUAUCGUGCAGCAGCUCUUAUCCCAAAGCUCUGCCAGCCAAUCUUCAAGGCAUAUGGAACCCUACAUUCCAACCGCCAUGGGGCUCAAAGUUCACCAUAAACAUCAAUCUCCAGAUGAACUAUUGGGCUGCACAUGUGUCUAAUCUCUCGGAGUGCGAGCUACCGCUAUUCGAACUCUUGGAACGCAUGGCCGUCAAUGGCAAGCGAACGGCAUCAGAAAUUUGGGGAUGUCGUGGAUGGUGUGCGCACCACUGUACCGAUAUCUUUGGCGAUACUGAGUCGCAGGAUCGCUGGAUGCCGUCCACUCUCUGGCCUCUAGGCGGAGCGUGGCUUUGUACUCACGUUUGGGACCACUACAGCUUCACGGGCGACAAAGCUUUGCUUACCAGGAUGGCACCUGUGCUUAAAGGCUGCAUUGACUUCCUACUGGAUUUUCUUAUUGACGACUCCAAUGGGCAGUACCUUAUCACGAACCCUUCCUUAUCACCCGAAAACACAUUCCUGCACAAAGAAAGUCAGGAGAAAGGUGUGUUUUGUGAAGGCUCUACCAUGGACAUGGAGAUUAUUCGGCAGGUCUUUACACACUUUCUUCUCAUUUCCUCUGUGCUCGGGGCCCAAUGCGCAUCGCAAGAUUGUGUGUCCGCGGUUGAGUCUGCGCUAUCCAGACUGCCGCCGAUCACUAUCAGUCCAAAGACUGGCACUAUUCAAGAGUGGGGUUUGAACGACUACGAAGAGACUGAACUCGGCCAUCGGCACGUUUCUCACCUUUAUGCACUUCAUCCGGGCAACACGAUCACAACCUCAUCUGAUCCGACACUUGUCAAGGCCGCCAAGAAGACGUUGGUACGGCGCCUCGAACAUGGAGGUGGUCAUACUGGGUGGUCUAGAGCCUGGCUUAUCAACUUCUGGGCUCGACUACGACAGCCAGCAGAGUGUCAAAAGAACAUCAAAGCGCUACUGAAGGAUAGUACCUUGCCGAACAUGUUAGAUAAUCACCCACCCUUUCAGAUCGAUGGAAACUUUGGAGGUGCUGCAGGUAUCACUGAGUGUCUUGUGCAGUCGCAUGAAGAGACGCAGUCUGAAAACACAGGAUGCUCAGCUAGACUUAUACGUCUGCUUCCAUCUUGUCCUGCUGAAUGGAAGAAGGGCAAGAUUCAAGGUGUACGAUGCCGUGGAGGGUUCGAGAUUGACUUCGAAUGGGAGGACGGGCACAUCCAUGAUCCAGUGCGCAUCAAAUCAUUGUUUGGACACGAAGCUAUACUUGUCUUCCAUAGUGUAGGGUCUGAUGCCCUGGACACAGGUGUUAAAGUCAAGGUUCCUGCAGUUCAGGGCGAACAUACCAUCAGACGCGAUGUCUGAACGAGGUUAGACCUCUGACAUCAUCUUCGAGUUAGGAAGGGUCGACACAGCCAUUCUCGAUACAACGAACAAGUGUGCUAUACAGAGCAUCAAGAUGUCAGCAAACGACCUCCAAGAUAAUCUUCAGAAGAAUAAGAAUUCCAUCUUGAAUGAAGGCAACCUUCUCGG